AGGAGGCAAGCCUUUCCGUGCGAUCUCCAAUUCCAACUAGCGCCUGCGAAGUUCCUAAUUUCAUUGCCGCCCCACUAGUCUUCUGCCAUCCUCGACUGCGCUUCCCUUCUCUUGGAGCCCAUUCUGGCGGCUCGGGCGGCCCGCUCCUCGGAAUAGCAAAAAAUAACCGUCCCGUCCUGGUGGGCGUAAUUUCCUUAAACUGUGGUAACAAUCGUCCGCACUUACUUGGCAUACCUUCACGCAUCUCCUACUUUAUGCCGUGGAUAACGCAACAACUUUAGAAAAAACAAAGUCGUGGAGUCAACUUCCCGGACCCUCGGCAUUUCUGAUCCAGGCUUCCAUCAAACCGGCAGAUUGUGGCAUGCCAGACAAGCCGCAACAAUUAAUUGGCCCAUCUAGACAAAGGUCGUCACACUACUCAGAAAGAAAAGCGCUUUGGGCUGUGACAACUUCCAGAAACGCAAUGAAGGCUUCAGCGCAAAUAUUUCUUACGCUUCCAGCCUUGUUUACGCCUCAAGUAUUGUUAGAACGCAUAAAUCAACCAGGUUGCGGCACUGCAAAACAUCUCGGAAGGAUUGUCAAUGGGAAGGAAGUGGAUCGCACUCACAUGCCGUGGAUAGUGUAUUUGCUCACCGUCUACGUGGACAGACCUGGUCAUUUCAAGUCAGAGUUGUGCGGUGGGAGUAUAAUAUCGCCGAGCUUCAUACUUACCGCAGCGCAUUGUGUAAUCGGCGGCGUACGACGGCCGCGUUCAGUUCAUGUCAAGUACAAUGCGACUCGGGCAUACGAAGGACCUCGUGCUUUAGUGAAGAAAGUCGUUGUACACCCUCUCUUCGACAUGACCACACUGCAAAGCGACGUAGCUCUUUUAGAGUUGUCACAGCCGCUGCGGUUUGGCAGGUUUGUCAAGCCCGUUUGCUUACCUACGAGGAAAAUACGGCUGACCAACAAAAAAGUGUUUGCUGCUGGGUGGGGGCACGUAAGCGACGACCAUGUCAGGACUGAUCGGCUCCAUUAUAUCAAGACUACAGUGCUGACAUUUUGGGACUGUCCACGUAGCUUCAACAACUCGGGACAUGAAUUCGACAGUUCUGAAAUUUUCUGCACAGAAACAAAUGGCAAGGGAACAUGCCGGGGCGACUCUGGAGGACCUCUAACCCUGUGGGUAAACGGUCGUCAUGGCCAUAGACACGUUCUAGUGGGCCUCAUGUCUUUUUCGUUUCGAUGCAGUCGACCAGGCAGCUCGAACGUUCACACUCGUAUAUCCCAUUUUUUGUUAUGGAUAAAAAAGGUGAUGAAGAUCUGAAUUGAUAUCAUUGAUAGAAACGCUCUAUUUUUGGAU
Messenger RNA from Dermacentor albipictus, 1342 nucleotides. RefSeq names its product clotting factor G beta subunit-like. The record is from RefSeq and is a predicted model, not a curated record. NCBI's taxonomy places the organism in Eukaryota, Metazoa, Arthropoda, Arachnida, Ixodida, Ixodidae. Gene Ontology annotation, molecular function: serine-type endopeptidase activity. Gene Ontology annotation, biological process: proteolysis.